Molecule: messenger RNA, 715 nt
Organism: Thamnophis sirtalis
Lineage: Eukaryota; Metazoa; Chordata; Lepidosauria; Squamata; Natricidae
Source: RefSeq, a predicted model, not a curated record
AGCAAACAAAUGAAGAACUGGGCAACGGGGGGAAAUACGUAACCAACUUGGCUUCUAGUGAAAAGCUAUUUUGAGAAACAAUUCUUGAAUUACUUUCAUUUGGGAGAGCCACAUAGAAUUCGGGAGGUGAGGCAGCUCCUCCUGCUCAACCGUCGUACUUUUUCCUGGCCUUGUGAACCAAAUUAUCAGUAGAAAUGUUUAUAACGGUUCUUCAUGGAGAACACAAGGCCGAUCUUUUUAAUAUACACUGCAAAGUCCAGAUUUUGCUCGACGGCAUGAAAUACCGCUGUGGAUACGAAGAUAAAGAGGAAAUAGAGCUCGCCGAUGAGAGUGGCCAAGUCAAGAAUUUACUUCAAAACAAAUAUCACUAUGCGACAGAACUCCUGGGAGAACGAGAGACGUACGUGCUUCUCCGUGUCACAAAUGGAGAAAAACCUUCGGAGACUGAAUUUAGGCCACUGUUGAAGGAUGAGCACAUUAUUAACCCCAAGUUUCUAGCUAAAUUAGGAAGUUGUCAAGAACACAAGGGACCAUCCUCAAGGAUGAAAUCCAGACGGAUUCAUCGGAAGUCAACUUUGGAUAUUCCCCCGGCUGAAGGUACAGUAAGCUUGUUGUUAUGAAAAAAGAGCGGGAAGCUUGGAUGAUUAAACAUUUUGAUGGUUAAAAUGUUUUUAUUUUCCAUUUUUCAUUUUCAUACAGUCACUUAUGUACUGUG